AUGAAACCCAGCUCCUCAACGAGCCGGCCCGUGCAGAAAACCCUAGCGAGCGCGGCCAAUCUGGCGAACCUCCUCCCAAGCGGCACGGUGUUGGCGUUUCAAACCCUGGCGCCGUCCUUCUCCAACAAGGGCGUGUGCCAUUUAUCAAACAGAUAUCUGACGGCGUGGCUCAUCGGCGCAUGCUCCGUCGUCUGCUUUCUGUCCUCCUUCACCGACAGCUUCACGGAUUCGGAGGGCAGGCUGCACUACGGGGUGGCCACGUGGAAGGGGAUGAUGAUUUUGAACGGAGAUGAUGACGACGAUGAUGAGAUGGAUUUGUCGAGGUUUAGGGUUAGAUUGAUAGACUUGUUUCACGCGUGGGCGGCGCUGGCGGUGUUCAUGGCGUUCGCGUUGUGCGAUGCCAACGUGCAGGGCUGCUUCUUCCCGUGGGCAGCGCCGGAGUUGGUGGUGAAUUUGCCGCUGGCGGCGGGGGUUUUCUCCACCUUCUUCUUCACCAUUUUCCCCACUACUCGUCGUGGGAUUGGGUAUUCCUGCCAACGUUAG
Messenger RNA from Salvia miltiorrhiza (redroot sage), 543 nucleotides. Its product is annotated as protein DMP4-like. The record is from RefSeq and is a predicted model, not a curated record. The coding region runs from base 1 to 543 and encodes 180 amino acids. Lineage: Eukaryota; Viridiplantae; Streptophyta; Magnoliopsida; Lamiales; Lamiaceae. The transcript has a single exon. Gene Ontology annotation, biological process: endomembrane system organization.